This is a messenger RNA of Cheilinus undulatus (humphead wrasse), 1264 nucleotides long. Its product is annotated as complement C1q-like protein 3. Gene Ontology annotation, molecular function: protein binding. The transcript has 3 exons. Lineage: Eukaryota; Metazoa; Chordata; Actinopteri; Labriformes; Labridae. The record is from RefSeq and is a predicted model, not a curated record. The coding region runs from base 95 to 856 and encodes 253 amino acids.
AAGAGCUAGUCCAGUGGUCAGAGGAAUCAGAUCAGUCAGUGACAGAUAACUGUGAGUCGAGUUUUAUUCUGACUAACCUGAAGAUCAUUUCAACAUGAUUUGGUUUGUUUUGUUAUUCUGUGGCUUGGCUUUGGCUCAGGAUCAGAAUACUGCUGUAAGAGUUUUUGAAUCAGGAGGGUGUUGGACUGACAUGUGUGAGCUCCUGAGAAAGGUUAAUGCCAUGUCUGAAAUACUUGACGCUAUGAAAACCAGAAUGGAUGACAGUGAAACCAAACUCCAGGCAACUGAAUCAAGGCUACAGGCCAGUGAAACCAAACUCCAGGCAACUGAAUCCAGGCUGCAGGCCAGUGAAACCAAACUCCAGGCAACUGAAACCAAACUCAAGGCCAGUGAAUCUCGGCUACGGAACAGUGAAAAUCAGAUUCGUGGACUGAUGAACAAGGAAACAACCAGAGUGGCCUUCAGUGCAGCAUUGGGAGGAAACGCCGAAAACUUCGGACCUUUUAACACCCGCACAACUUUAAUCUACAAAACGGUGAAAACAAACAUCGGGAACGCCUACAAUUCAGCCACAGGUAUCUUCACCGCUCCUGUGGCAGGUGUUUAUUACUUCACCUUCUUUUAUAAUGCCAACAGUACACAUAAAGCCUUUCUGAUGCUCUACAAGAACUCAGUUCAGAUAGUCUUUAUUUGGGAGAACAGUUCAAAAACAGAAAGUUAUGAUAGUGGAGGAAAUGCUGUGUUUCUUCAGCUGAAGCGAGGAGACCAGGUGUAUGUGAGAAUGGGUGAAAAUUCACACAUUUAUGGAGGCAGCUACUAUACAACUUUUAGUGGUUUUUUGGUCUCUCAAAUGUGAGAUUGGACACUGAUCCAAUCUAUCAUCAUUCUGUUUGAUGAGAGUACUUAGUUGAUUAUAAUAUAGAAAGUUUUACAUGAAGAUUAGCAGUAAUAUCACCUCUUUAUUCUCUGUGAUGCUGAAGUCUGAUGUGAAGUCAACAGGAUAUUUUGAAAGAAAUAAAAAUGUAAAAACUGCUCAAACAACAACAGCUCCUCUGUACCUUAAUCUUACCUGACCCUCCCCACAGGAUUAACCAUGUCCAUGUUUUCUUUGCAUUUCAAUGUUUUUGUCUUCAGUAAAACCUGAUUAAUAUUGUUCAUACACUGAUUUAGCAUUGAUAUUCCAAGAUGACAACAUGAGACUAACUCUGGGAUUGUCAAUCUUUCCAUCAUGUUCACCUUUCAAUAAAGUUUACUUCAAAUUCUC